This is a messenger RNA of Sycon ciliatum, 2782 nucleotides long. Its product is annotated as heat shock 70 kDa protein-like. Lineage: Eukaryota; Metazoa; Porifera; Calcarea; Leucosolenida; Sycettidae. The record is from RefSeq and is a predicted model, not a curated record. Gene Ontology annotation, molecular function: ATP-dependent protein folding chaperone; ATP binding. The transcript has 16 exons. Gene Ontology annotation, cellular component: cytoplasm. Bases 422 to 2191 code for a protein of 589 amino acids.
UCUUUCGAAGUAACGUUUCGACUAUCGACAAAUCCCCAGAAUCGGACAUAUCGAAAACUGAGCUUGCUCCGGCGGUGAACUGGGCCUGGUACCGGGUGUGGGGCCGUGUGGAGGUGUGUGUCGGACGAGGAAGAGAGGACAGUCGUAGAUUAGUAAGUCAGUUUACUUCAUGAAAAUAAUGUUCUAUCACUAUUUUGGUGUUGCAGUUACACCAAGUUCCAUUUUACAAAAGUAGAUCUACUGCUACAUGACUGUAUUACUAUAAGGACUGCAGGAGUAAAUCUGGUGUCUGCGAAUACGGAUCUACAAACGAACUUGCAUAGCACAUUCGAUUACCUGCCAGCUGGCAGUGGAUAUAUAUGAUUCUUCGCUGAGCCAUAGUUAUUUUUACACUGAGAAAGUGUGUAGGGUGAAUCACUGAAUGCAUCGCACGCAGGAGCCUGUCUUGGUGAUGGCCCGGGCUGCAGCAUCGGAGACUUCAGAAGCACUUGCAGCUGCACUGGAUGAUAACUCACCCAUAACAGUGGUGCCCAGUUCGGAGAGUCCAAAGUCGGUGUGUGCCGUGGGCAUUGAUCUUGGUACAACCUACUCCUGCGUCGCGGCAUGGCGAAAUGGCCGAGCCGAGGUGCUGGAAAACAGCAUGGGUGCCCGCACCACUCCGUCCUGGGUGGCCUACAAAGGAAAGGAUGUCCUCGUGGGUGAGGCGGCAGUCUCUCAAGCGGCUCGCAACGCUCCCAACACGAUAUUCGAUGCAAAGCGCAUGAUAGGGCGUCAAUACGUCGACCAAAGUGUGCAUGAAUUCUCCAAGUUAUGGCCGUUCUCAGUUGUCGACCGCUCGGGCAACUGCUGUAUGAGAGUCGAGGCGGAUGGACAGGAGAAGGUUGUGUGUCCUGAGGAAGUGUCUGCACGCGUCCUAAUGAAAAUGAAGCAUGCGGCCGAAGAUCGCCUUGGCUGUCAAGUUGAGUCAGCCGUUGUGACCGUGCCUGCCUACUUCAAUGAUGCCCAGCGUCAGGCCACUGUUGAUGCCUGUUCUAUAGCUGGCCUCAGGGUAGAACGAAUCAUCAAUGAACCCACGGCUGCUUCAUUGGCCUAUGGUCUUGACAGAGUGCAAGAUGAUACACAUCGUAAUCUGCUUGUCUACGACCUGGGCGGUGGCACACUGGAUGUGACGGUGCUGGAGGUGGAGGGCACGGUGUUUGAGAUUCGCAGCACAUCUGGUGACAUGCAGCUGGGUGGCCAGGACUUUGACAGCAAUCUCGUCAAUCACGUUAUACCGCAGGUGGUAACAAAGUGUGGCUGUUCGGAAGAGGAGUUUCGCGCCAACAGCAAGGCAGUGCGGAAGCUGCGCGAGGCCUGUCAGAAGCUCAAGCACACCUUGUCACACUCUCUUGAGGGCACGAUAGAAGUGGAUGCACUGUACGGCGGUGAAGACUUCGACUCCAGCCUGACGAGAGGCGAGUUUGAUGCCAUCAAUCAGCAGCUGUUAGACCGCAGUCUCCUACCUGUGGAGAGAGCGCUGGAUGAUGCUGGCAUGAGUAAAGAUGAGGUGGAUGAGGUCGUCCUCAUUGGUGGAUCAACUCGAAUUGUAGCUGUUCAAAAUUUACUGGAGGCGUACUUCCCAGGAAAGUCUCUCAGUAAGCGCAUCAACCCAGACGAGGCCGUGGCGAUGGGUGCGGCCAUCCAAGCCGCUAACCUUACUCUGUCGUAUGACCAGAAGAAAGGUUCCGUGCGAGACGGACGCUUGGAAGGACUGACUCUGAUGGAUGUCUUGCCACACAGUCUUGGCAUUGAGCUAGCGAACGGUAACAUGAGUGUUGUCAUCAAGCGUAACACAACCAUUCCGUACAAGCACACACGCACCUACUACAACAACGAGGACGACCAGACGGAAGUGGACGUCGAGGUGUUUGAGGGUGAGGAAAAGCGUGCAGCAAAUAACAGACUACUGGGAAAGUUCACUCUACCAGGCAUCCCGCCACGUCCUCGUGGAAAGGUGAGAAUAGAUGUGACAUUCUCCGUGGACGAAAACAGCAUUCUGGAGGUAUCGGCGGAGGCAGCGGGAGAGGACGCAGCUCCGGCAACUCUUGUAAUAGAGAAAGAAAAGGGUCUGCUCGGUCAGACAGAGCUGGACGAAAAGAUUUCGGAAGCACGCCGGUGGGAGGAGACGUGCCGAACGAAGCGACUGAACUAGCUGCUGUGAAUUGUUCGGGCGAUGGGUUCACACGGAACCCUCCCCUUCCAUUCCAGCUAAGAUCUAACUCUUCAACCAUCACCAGGAAGUUAUGCUGUGAACAAACUGGCAAAGCUUCUUCACUAUUUAGUAUUUUCGUUUCAAAUUGUAGCAUGGCACUCCUGAUACAAGUAUUAUUUUCCGCCGAUUGCCCAAGCAGAUGUUUCGCUGCGUGGCUUCCUUGUCACAUCCAGAGCUGGCUCUGAUGUGAUAAUGAUUAUAUCGAUUUCCUGCUGCUCUGCACCCCUGUGUCAUGUGCAGACCCUUCUCUUGCUCUCUCUCUCUCUCUCUCUCUCUCUCUCUCUCUCUCUCUCUCUCUCUCUCUCUCUCUCUCUCUCUCUCUCUCUCUCUCUCUCUCUCUCUCUCUCUCUCUCUCUCUCUCUCUCCUCUCUCUCCCUCUUUUCCUCUCUCUUGAUGCUGAACUUCUCUUCGGAAAUUUUUGAUUUAUUUAUAUACAGCAUCUGUGCUGUGCAAUUCAACAAUGUUCUUAUUUUUUCCAUGUUCUCACUCACACCGUUGGAGUUUGAAAUCAAUGACAAGUCUUCGUCAUGA